This is a messenger RNA of Schizosaccharomyces octosporus yFS286, 724 nucleotides long. RefSeq lists its product as uncharacterized. The record is from RefSeq and is a predicted model, not a curated record. Bases 48 to 332 code for a protein of 94 amino acids. Lineage: Eukaryota; Fungi; Ascomycota; Schizosaccharomycetes; Schizosaccharomycetales; Schizosaccharomycetaceae. The transcript has a single exon.
CUACAUUUCUUCUUUCUCAAACUUUGAAAAAACAUAUAGGAACGCAUAUGUGUCAGGUAAUUCAAAUUGAUCAGUUCGAACGUUCAACCCUUUUACUUCCCUUUUUCUUUUUUUCUUUCCAUUUGAGAAUCUCUUUUUUUAUUGUUCUCUCCUCUUCUCUUCUUUUCUUUUUGCUCUGCUCUCCUUUACUCUUUCUUACUCUGUCUACCUACCUUGUGUUUUACAUACACAAUUUACAUCAACAAAACAUGCGUCAGACAGACCAUGACAUCCAACGCACUUUUCUCUUGUCUCUUUUCAUCCGCUACUUUUCGCUAUACGGUUUUUCAUAAUUCAUGCAACUUCACUAUUCAAAUCGUCAUGUUCUCAUCAGUAGUAGUGGCUACAGACAAAAUUUGAAAACCAUGGGUUUGUUUACAUCCAAGUGUUGUCAACAAAGCAUAUUGAGACACGACAUUUUGUUUAACCACCAAAUUCAUUGGAUUUUUUUAUGGCAAACAAAAAAGAAACUUGUUUUCUUAUCGAAGAUGAAUGAAUCGUUCUUAAAUCUUUGGUAGAAAAAGAACAGUCGUAUUUCAAUUUUACGUACCUAUACAACCGGUGACGCCAUGGACUUACCUUAUAUUGCCUGUGUAUCCCACUAUACUAAUCUUACCAUUUCCCAACAUCUAUUCGUCGUAGUUUCGAAUUAUUCUUGCGGGCAAAUUUCUCAUUUGUAAAAAGG